Lactuca saligna is the source of this 1085-nucleotide messenger RNA. Lineage: Eukaryota; Viridiplantae; Streptophyta; Magnoliopsida; Asterales; Asteraceae. The record is from the annotation of a GenBank genome assembly.
CAACUGUAAACUUCUAGUUCUAGUACUUCUACUUCAAUUCUCUCUCUAUCAUCUUUCCAGUGGUAUGGGAACAACCAUUCCGUCAGCUCAGCAAACGAUAGUUCCAUUUCCGGCAAUGUCUUGCCGGAAACCACCACGUACUCCUUCCUUUUUGUCUGUCCUAACACAUCCCACGUUUGUGACUAUCAACGAAGAUGACCUGAAUCACAGUCUAAAGAUUAAUACAAAAAAUAAUACAACUACCACCACAUCAAAGACUGUUGUUUAUCACGACAACUUGCUUGAAUCUAUUGCCAUUGAUUACAUCUCCAAAGCCUUCCAAGAAACCAGUGGUUUGAGAAAUGAACAGACAGGGUACGACGGGUUUGUGGCAGUUUCAUCAGCCGUAUUUCGGGAGUUUGAUCCUACACAACAACGUCAAGUUGUUGAUAAGACUCUCGAGAAAGCUAUUCCUGGUUUUAUGCUUAUUAUGAUUAGAAAUCUGAUGCCAGAAUCGAAGUUUACAAGGGAGUUUUUUGCCAUUUUCACCACCGUCUUCUUUCGUUGGUUAGUCGGGCCUAGCGAGGUAAGAGAGUCGGAGUUUGAAGGGAAAAAAGAGAGAAACGUUGUCCACAUACAGAAAUGCAGGUUUUUGGAGCAGGCUAAUUGCAUAGGCAUGUGUACAAACCUCUGCAAGAUUCCGACACAAGAGUUUAUUAAGAAAAAUUUCGGAACUCCAGUCAACAUGGUUCCUAAUUUUGAUGAUAUGAGUUGUGAGAUUAUAUUCGGUCAAGAUCCUCCAGCACAAGAAGAUGAUCCGGCAUUUAAGCAACCAUGCUACAAACUAUGUAAUGUAAAAAAAAGGCAUAGUGCAAGCUGCAUUAAGUAGACCUUCAAGGAGACACAUGCAACAUAGGGAUUCAAAGAAGAAAAGGAUGUGGAGAAGAUGCUGCUGUGACCGUGCUGACCCUUCUCACACUCAUUAAUACGCUAUAAGUACGUCAUAAGUCACUUGAAAAGAUCAAGGCAUGUCAUAAUGUGUUUUUGUGAUUGGGAAAGAUGCCAUUGAGUAAUGCAGGAAAACCAUAUGUGUAUCAUUAGCGGAC